Molecule: messenger RNA, 724 nt
Organism: Oryctolagus cuniculus (rabbit)
Lineage: Eukaryota; Metazoa; Chordata; Mammalia; Lagomorpha; Leporidae
Source: RefSeq, a predicted model, not a curated record
GAUGGGUGGGAGCCCCCCCUCUGCAAGAUGAGCAGCCAGAGGCCCCUGGUGGGCACACAGCCGCCCAGAUGGUUCCUGUGUGGGCUUGGCUCUGACCCCCUGGACUCUGUCCCCAGCCAGGCACGAGACGCCCGGGACGUGCCCAUCACGGCUCCUCCCCUCCCUCGGAGAAGGGUGGCUCACUGGCGGCCUCUCCCCGCCAUCGUUGGAGGCGUGGGUAGCAGCUGGGAGAACCGGCUGGGUGCUGCCCCUCCCCGUGGGCCGGGCCGCAGGUAGGCACCUGGCGGGCUCCCCGGGGCGGGCAGCAGACGCUACACCGCGCACACCUGGUCCCUGCUCGUCCUCCCCUCCCCACCCUUGCUCACCUGCCAUGGACGAGCCCUGCGACCUCCCGGCCCAGGACCUGUGGGGCGGCCACAGGGACGACAUUACAGAAAUCAGCCAAAAGCUGCAAGGUGAAUACUUCAGGUACAAGGGCGUCCCCUUCCCCAGCGGCCUGUACUCACCUGAGAGCAUCAGCUUGGCGGAGAACAGCCCCGACGUGCGGGACGACGACAUUUUCAUCGUUACCUACCCCAAGUCAGGUACCUGCCGGCUGGGGGGCGGGGGUCUCCACGGGGGUGGCCACACCGCUGCCUCCCAGGUGUGCGUCAGCUGGGACUGUAACCCAGGCUCUCUGAUGUGGGGUAUGAGCAUCCCCAGUGGCUAUUUGAUUUUUUGUUAA